This is a messenger RNA of Lasiodiplodia theobromae, 2391 nucleotides long. RefSeq names its product Cap-gly domain-containing protein. The coding region runs from base 1 to 2391 and encodes 796 amino acids. NCBI's taxonomy places the organism in Eukaryota, Fungi, Ascomycota, Dothideomycetes, Botryosphaeriales, Botryosphaeriaceae. The record is from RefSeq and is a predicted model, not a curated record. The transcript is spliced from 2 exons.
AUGGCUUCGAGCUUGCAGACUCCGCGCCGCACGAACAUCCGCCCGUCGCUGGCGAGGCCUGGCAUCAACACCGCCUCGACGCCGCACCUCACCGCCGCCGCACGCACUGCUCUCGAUCGCAAAGCCUCGCUCAACGCGCUGACGGGUUCUCCUGCCGCGCGCACGCCUGGCGGAAAUGGCGCCGGCGGAGAUGGCCGCCCGCUCGCUGUUGGCGACGAGGUCGACGUGCCUGGCGGAAUGUAUGGUGUUGUGAAGUUCGUUGGCGGUGUGAGCGGAAAGAAGGGAACCUUUGUUGGCGUCGAGUUGGCGAGGGAGUACGCAGCCCGUGGAAAGAAUGACGGCGACGUCGAUGGAACGCAUUAUUUCCACACGUCCGUUCCUGGUGCCGGAAUUUUCCUUCCUCUCCACCGUGCCUCGAAGCGCGCAUCCAUCGCCGACAGCUCUGAGAGCUAUCCCGCAACGCCAAGCACACCGGGUGGCUAUGGAGCAACCUUCAACGGCGACGGUGGUAGCUCUCCUACACCGCCGAUGCCAAAGUUCUCCCAGUCUGUAGGCCCAGGAGGUCGCACGAUCAAGCCUUCGCUAUCACGGCCUGAAUCUCCGGUCAAGAACAAGCCAAAUCUAGCGCCUAAGAUGCCCACCCCUGGAAGAAAUACGUCGAUGCAACAAAGCGGAUUCUCCAAAAGCGGGAUGGGCACACCUCGCGGUGUCACCCCAAGCCCUAUGCCCAACCGGACCAUUGGUUCACGGACUCCCCAGCCUCCCAAAUCACCUUCUCGGGCCAGCUCCAGGAUGGACGAAGACCACGACCUUGCUUCUGUUUCUGCGCUGAGUGAAGCGGAUAGAUCCGUUUCAGCUGUAAUGUCAAACCGCGGCGCUGAUGAGGAAGUCAUGAGGCUGCAGAGAGCGCUUGCGGAACGCGACAAGCAACUGUUGGAACAGGCACACAGUCUCGCAGAGAUGGAGUCCAGUCUGCAAGAGAUCCAGAGUCUGCUCCCCACAGAUGGAUCGGAAAUGUCGAGAUCAUCUCAAGGUGGCGAGAUGGAUGCAGACGCUGCACACCUCCGCGCAUUAUUGCGGGAAAAGAAUGAGAAGAUCUCAAUGCUGACGGCAGAAUUCGAUAUGCACCGAGCUGACUUCCGCAGCACAAUAGAUACCUUGGAGAUGGCCUCGUCUGAAACGCAGCGCGUUUACGAGCAACGAAUUGAUGACCUGAUGGCUGAGAUCCGCGAAUUGCAGGAACAAACCGAGGAUGUUGAGAGCGUGGCCGAACAACUCAAGCAAUUAGAAGAGCUCGUCCAGGAAUUGGAAGAGGGCCUUGAAGACGCUCGUCGCGGGGAGGCCGAAGCCCGCGGAGAAGUCGAGUUCCUGCGCGGAGAGGUCGAGCGUGGACGGAGCGAACUGCGGCGGGAGAGGGAGAAGGCCGCUCAGGCGCUCAAGGAAGCCCAGGCCCUCGACUCCGGUAACUCCUCGCGAGAAGUGGAGCAACGAGACGACGAGAUCCGUGGCCUCAAAGCCAUCAUCCACUCCCUCAGCGCUGGCGGUGACAUGCAGAGCCCUAAGCUGGACAAGAGGAGCUCGCUCAACGGACCCAGUGAGGCUGAGAUGACAGAGUUAAGAGCCUCUGUAGAGCGGUUGGAGCGCGAGAAGGAGGAGCUCCGUGGUCUCAUCGAACGCAAGUCCUUCCGUGAAGAGGAGCUGGAGCGAGAACUCGAGCACCUGCGUACUGCUGCAGCACUCAGCGGCGGCGAGCCUGCUCGCGACAGCGUCAUCAGCAACAAGACCAACGAACAUCCUACUCCUCGAGACUCUAAGAGCACAGUCGUCAGCUGGCGUGGCUACCAGAAGCAACAGCAGCACGAGCGCAAUGGCUCGGAGGCCAAGAAGCUCACUCCCAUGGCCGAAGCCGAGAACGACGGCCGCAGCUCCAGCGCCGGCGUCAGCGAGCUGUGGUGCGAAAUCUGCGAGACGGGCGGUCACGACAUCCUCAACUGCACCAACGACCUCGGUGGCGCAGCGGCAGGAAAGAAGGGCGGCAACUCUAUCAACCAGCACCACCACGAGCUCCAUCUGACUGGCGACUCGGAAGACACGGAUAUCGCGAGCUCCGUCGCCGACGACAUCAUUCAGAACAUGGAAAAGAUGUCACUCAGCAGGUCCAACGACAGUGGUCUCGCCCCGCUCUCGUCCCUCGGCAGCCCGAGCCCGGCGCCCAAGGCCGCCGCUCCCCCGCCCGCUGCCGCCCCCACUUCCGCGCCCGCCUUGCCUAACCCCUACGAGGAAGGUCUUGUUGCGGGCAAGGGCCAGGCGGUCGACGCGGAUAAGUGGUGCGCAUUGUGCGAGCGGGACGGACACGAUGCCACUGCCUGUCCGUUUGAGGAUAUGUUGUAG